This is a messenger RNA of Schizophyllum commune H4-8, 1020 nucleotides long. RefSeq names its product P-loop containing nucleoside triphosphate hydrolase protein. The transcript has 3 exons. Gene Ontology annotation, cellular component: cytosol. Gene Ontology annotation, biological process: iron-sulfur cluster assembly. The record is from RefSeq and is a predicted model, not a curated record. Lineage: Eukaryota; Fungi; Basidiomycota; Agaricomycetes; Agaricales; Schizophyllaceae. Gene Ontology annotation, molecular function: ATP binding; ATP-dependent FeS chaperone activity; 4 iron, 4 sulfur cluster binding. The coding region runs from base 1 to 1020 and encodes 339 amino acids.
AUGAUUGCGACACAAGUGUCGUCCCCGAUCCCUGAUCCCCUCGCUGGGGCUCAGGCCGCGUCGAGUACGGCCUCCGUACCCUCUAAUGCGCCAGAACAUUGUCCUGGCACCGAAUCUGACCUCGCCGGCAAGUCUGCUGCCUGCGAGGGUUGCGCUAACCAGGACAUCUGCGCGUCGAACGAGCCCAAGGGCCCCGACCCCGCUCUGCCCCUCAUCAAGCAGCGCAUGACGCCGGUGAAGCGCAAGAUUCUCAUACUGUCUGGCAAGGGCGGCGUGGGCAAGUCAACGUUCACCGCACAGCUUGCUUGGGCCUUCGCGGCGGACGAGGAGACACAGACCGGCGUCAUGGACGUCGACAUCUGCGGCCCCUCCAUCCCCACCAUCCUCGGCAUCGCCUCCGAGCAAGUCCACGCCUCCGCCUCCGGCUGGUCCCCCGUCUACGUCGCGCCCAACCUCGGCGCCAUGUCCGUCGGCUUCAUGCUCCCCUCCGCGCGCGACGCCGUCAUGUGGCGCGGCCCCAAAAAGAACGGGCUCAUCGCGCAGUUCCUCAAGGACGUCGACUGGGGCGCGCUCGACUACCUCCUCGUCGACACGCCCCCGGGCACGUCCGACGAGCACCUCUCCGUCGUGCAGUACCUCAAGGACUCGGGCAUCGACGGCGCCGUGCUCGUCACCACCCCGCAGGAGGUCGCGCUGCAGGACGUGCGGCGCGAGAUCAGCUUCUGUAGGAAGGUGGGCGUGCGGAUCUUGGGCCUGGUGGAGAAUAUGGCGGGCUUUGUGUGCCCGAAUUGCAAGACGGAGAGCAAGAUCUUCCGUCCGACGACGGGUGGGGCGAAGGCGCUCGCGGAGCAGGAGGGCAUUGAGCUGCUGGGCUCUGUCCCGCUGGAUCCGCGAAUAGGCAAGAGUGCGGACAGCGGCAUCAGUUUCCUGGAGGAGUACCCGGAUAGCCCGGCCACGACAGCAUAUCUGGACAUCAUCGACCGUGAGUGCCCUGCUCCCACUCGGCCGGACUUGAGCUGA